CUUUAAAAGGUCACAGCGAUCCACUUUAAACUCACAGCAACCCACUUUAAAAAGGUUACUAAGAGUUCAUAUGGUUUCCUCUGCAGUGGACUGAUCAAAUAUCUACUUUCCUUUUACAGAAAACGAAUGUGUAAGUUUAUGACCCGCUUGUGAUUCAUCAACAUCUUUCAUUCAAGCCAUAAAUAAGAUGCUCCAAACGGAUGGUCUCGCAUCGUUUUGCAAGCAGAUAGACUUGAAGGGAUCGUAACCCGUUUGGAAGAUAUAAUAGUACACAGGCUGUUCCAAUGGAUUCCCAAGCAUCUUAUGCAUCUCUAGUGAAAGGCAUUCAGUCUCUGGAUGUAACAGGAGAUUUUAAUCCCUGUCAGCUCUUGCUCACCGGAGACCGGGCUUUCCCGGUGCUUCUGAGUUCGAAGGAUGAAGUCCUCAUUGCUGCGUCUCAGUACGGAGAAGGACACAUGGUGGUCUUCGCCCAUGAAGCAAUGCCGGUCCUUCCCCGGUUUUUGCCAUUGAUUAGAAAUGCUCUGGAGUGGCUGAAGCCAUCAUCCACAGCACAAGUGGGGGUCCACCAAAGCAUGGCUGCCCUCUCCCAGGUACUCCUUAGCAAUGGAGUCAAAGUGCAUCCUGGAGUUCCCCUUGGAGACCCUCUAGGGGUCUACUGCCUGGAUGCCUACAAUGGUGACCAGGCGGAGGACCUGGUACGGUUUGUCAAAAGAGGUGGAGGUCUGCUGAUCGGAGGACAGGCCUGGCACUGGUCAUAUCAACACGGUGAAGAGAACGUUCUGAUGGAAUUCCCUGGCAACUGGGUGACCAGUGUGGCUGGCGUGUAUUUCACUGCCAAUAUGGGAGAGAAUGGGAUCUUUCCCGUACCCACGGAAAUGCCAAGGCUCCCUCUGAUCACUAAGUCUGGGUUAGACAUCCAAAGAGACUUAAAUUCCCUUCUCAAUGGAGUGACUCAGUUUGACAUGUACGAUAAGAUCCCUUCUCCCCUGCUCAUCCACGGGAAUUUGGCAUUUCCAGUUGCCGUAUCCGAUUCUGAUGAGACGUUCAUCGGAGCCGCAUACUAUGGCAGGGGACGCGUUGUAGUUGCCUCCCAUGAAGGGCUAUUGAAUACCGAUUCAAUGCAGACAUUUUUGCUCAAUGCCAUUCGGUGGCUUAUGGCUGGGAAAGGAGGAAAGGUUGGAGUUGGAAGUGAUUUCUAUGGGGUUCAUUCUAUGUUACUCCAAGCCAUGAUCCCUUGUGAACUCACCAGUCUUCAGGAAGGCCUCAGCGUAUACUGUUGCUCAGCCUAUAGCGAUGACGAGAUGGAAAAUAUCCACGAAUUUGUCUCUGAAGGAGGUGGUCUCCUCAUCGGGGGUCAUGCCUGGUAUUGGACUUACAACCAUCCCAACAGCAGUGCCAUUGCGCAGUUUCCAGGAAACAAGAUCCUGAACAAGUUUGGAAUAGGAAUCUUUGGAGAAACAAGCAACUCUAAAACCUACCCUGUGAGACAGGCUGGAGACGAAUCUUUGAAUUACAACUUCCGAAAAAUGCUCUCUUAUUUCAAGGAACAGGUUGAGAACAAUCAACCUCUACAUCCGCCGUAUUCCCAGUGGUGUAAGAAACUGGCACAAGAUUCAGCCGCAUUCCUACAGAUCCCAGCUGCCAAAUCCCCUAUUUUCUCCUCGGUUCACAAGCAUAUGGUGGAACUGGUCCAGCGCUGUGGGAUUCCCGACAUCGAUGCAAACAACCCAAUCAAAUCCAACUCAGACAAAGCUGUUUUACUCUAUAUGUCUUGGGAUCUCUACAACCUGAUGCCCGAAUUCCAGAGUUUAGUCCCCUGCCUGAAUCAACAUUUCACAAAACCCUUUCCAAUAGCAUCUCCCCAAACCAUCUGGAUUAAUGGAACAAAUAACGGAAAUGAAGCAUGGAGAAGCUCUGGCAUGUACGUUCCUCCAGCCAAGACUGUCACCUUGAUCUUUCCAUCCACUGUUCUAGAUGCUAAUCUGCAGGUACAGAUUGGCUGCCAUUCUGACGACCUGAGCAAGGCUGGCGAGCUACAACGUCCUCCGGUGGUGGUCAGACGAUUUCAGGUCAAGAGUCCAAGAGUGGAAGUCUCCAGUCUGUGGGGAGGCCUCUUAUACACCAUAGUGCCAGAGAAAUCUUCCAUUGGCUUCAUAUAUAUCACCAUAGAAGGGGCCACCAUGGCUCCUUACUUCAAGCAUGGUGAAACCAGCAUCCGGGCCUGGCAGGAUACCAUACGUCACUAUCCUGCUCCCUGGGCUGAGCUAGAAACCGAGAACGUCAUCUUGACAUUGCCCUCAGAUGAUGCGCGCAAAGUAGAUGAUCCUGAGACCCUGCUCACUACCUGGGCCCAGAUGAUGAAUGCUGUGACCAAGCUGGCAUUCAUUCCUCCUGUUUUCCCCAGACCAGAACGAAUUGUGACUGACGUUCAAAUAUCAGCUGGUUGGAUGCAUUCUGGUUAUCCGGUCAUGUCUAAUGUAGGGGGAAUAGAGGAAAUUGUGAACAUGCAAGCCUUCAAAACCAAAGGGACCUGGGGUCCAAUCCAUGAGUUGGGUCACAACCAGCAGCAAAGUGGGUGGGAAUUCCCUCCCCAUACCACUGAAGCCACUUGCAACCUCUGGUCUGUUUACGUCAAUGAGACGGUCCUGAACAUCCCCAGGGACAAAGCUCAUCCAGAACUCAAACCAUGUCUGAGAAAGCAGAGAAUUGAAGACUAUCUCCAAAAGGGAGCUCAGCUGAAGGACUUUGACGUAUUCACUGCGCUGGAACCCUAUUUACAGCUACAGGAAGCGUUUGGAUGGGAACCCUAUAUCCACAUCUUUGCCGAGUACCAAAAAAUGACCAAAAUCCCCAAUGACAACAAAUCCAAGAUGAAUUUGUGGGCAGAAACGUUUUCACGAAGAGUAAACAAAAAUCUAGGUCCUUUCUUUAAAGCCUGGGGGUGGCCAAUUGAAGAUGAAGUCUCUUGGAAAUUAGCCAAAACUUUCCCUUCCUGGGAAGAAGAUCCAAUGAAGCAGUACCUGUCACUGUAAGGAACUGGAAAUGAAACAAACUGAAGCUGCACUUCAUAGAACUGUGCACCUGCAUUGGAAUUAGGCUGAUCAGGUGAAAUAUGAGAUGGUGCUUCUAUUUUAAAUAAGUUUACAUACCAUCCAGUUAUCCCAAUAUGACAGGGACAGUCUUGAUUAACACUCUGCCUUCCCACUUUUCAAAUGUUUUAAAUCUUUAAAGCUCUGUUGAAUUUGGAUACAGUUCUUUCUUAUUUUCCUGGAAGCUUGUCAUUGACAAGCACUUUGAGUAACCCUGCUCUAGGGCAAAUCCAAACCUCUUUAAACUGUUGGCUGUGACUCCAUUUGGGGUCCUCUAACUCUAUCUAGGGGUCAAAGAAAUUUGUGUAACUUGCCACCUAAUGACUGCAUUAAGAAAUUUACCUGAUUCUAAGAGGAAAAACUAGAGCCAAGAGUAGUCUGCCACUUGAGGCUGCAAAAGAAACAUACCAGAGUGGCAUGAAAAAUGGUGAAGAUCCUCUACGUCUUGUAGUAUCAAAUAUUCAUAAUUAAGAAACAGAUUUUUAUGUAUAUGAAAGAAUUGUUUUAAAAUAAAUAUUUUUGAUUUAUUAUCAUGAAA
Anolis carolinensis (green anole) is the source of this 3627-nucleotide messenger RNA. Its product is annotated as TRPM8 channel-associated factor homolog. Bases 285 to 3032 code for a protein of 915 amino acids. Gene Ontology annotation, molecular function: transmembrane transporter binding. Gene Ontology annotation, cellular component: plasma membrane. Gene Ontology annotation, biological process: positive regulation of protein targeting to membrane. NCBI's taxonomy places the organism in Eukaryota, Metazoa, Chordata, Lepidosauria, Squamata, Anolidae. The transcript is spliced from 8 exons. The record is from RefSeq and is a predicted model, not a curated record.